UGCCCGUCGCUUGAAAUAGAGGGAACGUUCGUCUCGCUCUGGUGUAACUCGGAAUACGUCACCGAAACGUGUUUUCGGCCGAUUGCUAUCUAAUCUCUCCUUUUCUGCUCUUGUGUUUGACUUGUUGUCCCAGUGCUAAUGGUUUGAGUGUUAAUUUUUGUGGUUGUUUCUUUUGAUUUGAUUGUGCCUUGUGCGUGUCGCCCCAUGUUGACCUGUGUUAGCGGCCUAAAUGGAAUAUCAUUUUUUUUGUCGGACCGUAGCUGAACCCCUUCUCCAGACCGGGUCCGCUGUUCUCGUUUAGUCCGGCAAGAAUUUUCCUGUAACCGUGCGCGCUUUGGACAGCGCCUCCGCCGUCAAGCUGGCAGCCAGUGCACUAGCCUCAAUGAAUCCUCACUACCAUCCUUACGGGGGGCCGGAGCUAACGUCUCCGCAUCCCCCCUCCCCCGAUAACAACAACUACCACGGCCACCCUGGACCUGGGGGACCUCACAAUCGUAUGCACCCGACGAACGGACACGCCAUAGGAACACUCGUUUUGCAUGCACACCACCACUGGGACUCUAGCAGUCACCCCAACGGCCCCCACGAGCAGCACCCGCACAACCACCACCAACACCCCGCCUUCACCAGCGCGGGACCCCCAUCGGACGGGCCCCACCACCCCCACCACAACCCCUCCAUCACCAACAACAACAACAACAAUAACAACAACAACACAGUGAAAGUAUGUGCGGGGUGCGGCGGCAAAAUCGUGGAACGGUUCCUCCUCCACGCGUUGGACCGCUAUUGGCACAACGGUUGCCUCAAGUGCUCGUGUUGUGCGGCCAUGCUGGCAGACAUCGGUACGUCGUGUUUCACCAAAGGCGGCAUGAUCCUCUGCAAGCAGGACUACAUGAGGUCCCGCAGGUUAUUUGGCAACACGGGCGCCUGCUCGGCGUGCGGGCAGACCAUCCCGGCCAGCGAGUUUGUGAUGAGGAGCGGCGGACCGUCGCCGCAGCAGCCGGGCGCGCCGCCGCACGUGUUCCACCUCAAGUGCUUCAUGUGCAGCAAGUGCUUGCAACCGCUGGUACCAGGGGACAGGUACUACAUGUUGGCCGGCAGUCUGGUGUGCGAGCAGGACUGGCACAAACUCCUGAAGAGCUCGGCGGCGACGCCCACGGUGCGCAAGGGCAAGGUGGGGCGGCCUCGUCGGAGCAGGGAUUGAAACGACGCCAAUCACGAGGCAGUUAAACCGUGGUAGCCGGGCGAGUGAGGGACGUGCAAUAAUUUUGCUAAAACAGAAGCAAUCCAUGAUUGGCAUUCUCUUGGUUCGGUGACCAUAAUCCCUAAAGACCACCCUGCAUAUCGUAUUUCGAAAAAUACCCCCCCGUUAAGUUCGUUUUCCGAAAUCGGAACGAGUGGACAGUGAGUUCGGAUGGAGGCAAUGCACUCUUAGUUGGCGCAUGCCGCAGUUGAUGGGCGUCGAAAGUGACGUUUGACACGAACACGUUGUAAGGUUAAUGUAUAGUGAUCGAAUUUAUCGAUGACAGUUUUUAUUUAGUAUGUUGUUAUUUUUGUAAAUAAUAAAGUAUUGUUAAUUAUGAUGA
Molecule: messenger RNA, 1586 nt
Organism: Anoplophora glabripennis (Asian longhorned beetle)
Lineage: Eukaryota; Metazoa; Arthropoda; Insecta; Coleoptera; Cerambycidae
Product: LIM domain only protein 3
Exons: 6
Coding region: 383-1204 (273 amino acids)
Source: RefSeq, a predicted model, not a curated record